Triticum aestivum (bread wheat) is the source of this 531-nucleotide messenger RNA. RefSeq lists its product as uncharacterized. The transcript has a single exon. Bases 95 to 349 code for a protein of 84 amino acids. The record is from RefSeq and is a predicted model, not a curated record. Lineage: Eukaryota; Viridiplantae; Streptophyta; Magnoliopsida; Poales; Poaceae.
CGGAGCCGCGCAUGCCGCUAUAAAACCCCGCCAUUCUCGCCCCGACUGACCGCAGGAGAAGCUUUUGUUCGUCUCUUGAUUGAGAUCGUUCUUGAUGGAGCGCAAGAACUCGUUCGGCUCGUCGUGGGCGGACCAGUGGGACUACGGCAGCGACCCGGCCCCGCGGGCCGGCGGCAAGAAGCAGGGCGGCGUCGGCGGCGGCGUGGAGAAGACCAAGGCGGCCGCGGCCACGGGGCUGAAGAAGGUGAAGGAGGGCACCGCGCACGGCUUCCAGUGGAUCAAGGGCAAGGUCCAGAAGAAGAAGCAGGGCGCCACCGCCGCCGGCGACGACGUGGCCGCCGGGUAUUAGGCAGCCAGGCCCGGCUGAUCCCUGGAGGAUGGAACGCCGAUCGAUCGAUUGGCCGAUCUGUUGGUUUCUUGCGUCCUUCAAUUGGUUGUGUACAUAUAGUUUUAACGUCUGAUUCAGGGUUGGCACCGCCAUGUAGACCAUCGAUCGUUUUAGAUCUCUACUUAUUGAUUGAUUCUUUCUUC